Molecule: messenger RNA, 1880 nt
Organism: Chinchilla lanigera (long-tailed chinchilla)
Lineage: Eukaryota; Metazoa; Chordata; Mammalia; Rodentia; Chinchillidae
Gene: Max
Product: MYC associated factor X
Exons: 5
Coding region: 178-660 (160 amino acids)
Biological process (GO): positive regulation of transcription by RNA polymerase II
Cellular component (GO): RNA polymerase II transcription regulator complex
Molecular function (GO): DNA-binding transcription factor activity; protein dimerization activity
Source: RefSeq, a predicted model, not a curated record
UCGCCCGUGUUGUGUGUGUAUGUGUGUGUGUGUGUGUGUGAGUGAGGGAGCGAGUGAGCGAGUGAGUGAGUGAGUGUGUGGGGGCACUCGGCUUGUUGUUGUCGGUGACUUUCCCCUCCCCUCCGCCCCUCCCCCUCCCCGCCGCCGCUGCAGUGGCCGCUCCUUGGGCCGUAGGAAAUGAGCGAUAACGAUGACAUCGAGGUGGAGAGCGACGAAGAGCAACCGAGGUUUCAAUCUGCGGCUGACAAACGGGCUCAUCAUAAUGCACUGGAACGAAAACGUAGGGACCACAUCAAAGACAGCUUUCACAGUUUGCGGGACUCGGUUCCGUCACUCCAAGGAGAGAAGGCAUCCCGGGCCCAAAUUCUAGACAAAGCCACAGAAUAUAUCCAGUACAUGCGAAGGAAAAACCACACACACCAGCAAGAUAUCGAUGACCUCAAGCGGCAGAAUGCUCUUCUGGAGCAGCAAGUCCGAGCACUGGAGAAAGCGAGGUCGAGUGCCCAACUGCAGACCAACUACCCCUCCUCGGACAGCAGCCUCUACACCAACUCCAAGGGCAGCGCCAUCUCUGCCUUCGACGGGGGCUCGGACUCCAGCUCGGAGUCGGAGCCCGAAGAGCCCCAGAGCAGGAAGAAGCUCCGGAUGGAGGCCAGCUAAGCUGCGCGGGGCAGGCCAGCAAUAAGAACUGUCUCCCUGUCGUCUCCUCUCGCCUCGUCGUUAGUCCCCUCGGAACCUUCUAAGAGACUCUUUAUUUUUUCUCUGUUUUUUUUAAUUUUUAUUUUUAUGUAGGCGCUCUUGGACAACAGCUCUUGUUCUCCUUCCCCAUUUUCACUGUUUUUUUAACUGUGUUCCCUUCAGGGAUUCCCUGUCCCCACCAGGAGUUUUUUAAACCAAAACACCCUGACAUGGCAGCUCUUUCUGUGGAGGACAGACGGCCGGCCGCACCGCCGAGCCCACGGUGUCCUGCCCGGCCAGCAGCUCCUCCGGCCCGCCGGGCUGGCGCCUGGAGGACCCUGCGCUGUGGCCUGUCCUCCCGGCCACGCCCUCCGUGACAGACCCUGCGAAUCUGUGAACUGCUUUACUUCAAGAAGGCGAACAGUUUGGAGUAAUCAGAAUUACCCUCCGCCUUUGUAAGGAUUUUUUUCUAAAACGCUGUGUAUCGCUCCUGUUGAGAGACCAGGUCCUUGGAGAAGUGUGCGGUGUAAAGGAGAGUGGGGACGGGUUCGCGGAGCGCGUGGCGUGUGUCACUCCUGCUCCCUCGGGAGCCAGCCUGGCCGAGGGCACGUGCCGCCCGCACCGGGGCGCUGGGCAGCGGCGGGUGGGGUGGGGGUUUUGUAUUGAGGGCCGGCGAUGAUGUUUUGAUAUUUAUUUCCUGCUACUGAAAUUUGAAUCUGAGUGAAUUACCCCUGUUUCUGAUGAUGUCGGAAUGGCAAAGCGACAGAUUCAUAAAGUAAUGAUCAAAUCUUCCUUUCUUUUCAUGUACAUUUCUAAGAAAUAGAGCCAACUGAUUUUGUAAUGUAAAUACCAAGAGCAGUUUACCUGGUACUAAACCCGCACCCCAGUGGGGCCCCUCCCCCGGCCCGCUUCCUUUCCUCCUGCCCGGCCCCUCCCUCCACUGUGUGAUCCGGCCCUGGUUCUGGCUGCACUCAGCAGACCCCAGUGAAGGGUUUGUAUGUGUAGGCCUCAUUUCUUUGUCGUUUUCCUACUCUGUUCCUGGCAUUUGCUGAUUUCUAGUGUAUACUCCGUAGUCUUUGUCUGUGUUUGAUUCCAUUCCGUGGAAAUAAAAAGUAUGUUGUACAUACUGCUGAAGAAUUGUCUUGCAAGUUAAGGCUUCCCCCUUUACUAUAAGACUAUAAAUAAAAACUUAUUUUAUCCUU